AUGACGACCUCUUCACGACCUCAAGCGGACGGCGAGCAGCACAACACGCUUCAAGACGAACAGUCGCCGCUUCUGCCUCGCCAUGAUAGACGCAAAUCGUCCAACACAGCAUCAAGCUUGGGUUUCGGUUCCUUUCUGUGGAGACAUGCGUUCUCGCCGCUGCCCGAGAUCGAGUCGAGUGGGGAGGCGCUUCCGUCAGCCUAUUUGCCACCCUUGCUGCUUCAAUGCUUGAUUACAGGCCUUGCUGAUGCUAGCACGUUCACUCUCACCAAAGCAUGGGUCGGCUUUAUGACCGGCAACAUGGUGCAGAUGAUCAUCAACGCCUUCGACGUGCUGCUUCCAUCCGACUCGAACGCCGACAACGACGUCGGCGAAUCGCGCAAAAAGCUAUACUCAAACAUAAGCAGUCUGUUGGGUUUCGCCAUUGGCUGUCAAAUCACUGGCAUUGUUGUGCAGCGCCUCUCCACCGACCGAACGAAGCGCAUCACGUUGGUCCUGAUCUCCAUCUACAGGUCGAUAGUCACUCUGUGUGUCAUAGUUUUGGGCAUGUACUCUCCAGCCUUCCGUCUGAGUGGCUCGCUAGGCUGGCUGGUCAUAAUGAUCAUGGCAUCCAGUCUAGGCAGUCAGUCCACCUACACAACCAGCCUGUCGACACCCUUUGCCAACACGGUCGUGUUUACGGCCACAUUGACAUCGGUAGCAUCGGAUCUGCACUUGGUCACGCUGCAUCUCAGUACGAUGAACUAUUUCAAGCUUCUGAGCAUGUUGGGACUCUUUGGUGGUGCUGCCCUGUCGCAGGUUGUGCUCAAAGUUGCGACGGCAGCCUCGAGGCGCGACAAACACGAAGCAGUGCAGCACGCCCUCAUCGUGCUCUCGGGUAUGGAGCUCCUCCUGGGCUUGUUGUGGUACUUGUGUGGGAUCGUUUCGCAUUGGAAGCAGUACAGAAGAAGCGCUUCAGAUGGUUCAGGGAAUGGAGGAGGUGACACCGAUACAGACCGACAGUCCUGA
Molecule: messenger RNA, 1008 nt
Organism: Pseudozyma hubeiensis SY62
Lineage: Eukaryota; Fungi; Basidiomycota; Ustilaginomycetes; Ustilaginales; Ustilaginaceae
Exons: 1
Coding region: 1-1008 (335 amino acids)
Source: RefSeq, a predicted model, not a curated record